Messenger RNA from Scophthalmus maximus (turbot), 3424 nucleotides. RefSeq names its product family with sequence similarity 120B (gene fam120b). The record is from RefSeq and is a predicted model, not a curated record. Lineage: Eukaryota; Metazoa; Chordata; Actinopteri; Pleuronectiformes; Scophthalmidae. Bases 358 to 2631 code for a protein of 757 amino acids. The transcript has 14 exons. Gene Ontology annotation, cellular component: nucleus.
GUCAUCGGCAUUUAUACCAAGUCAACACAAGACGUCAAACGCUGCUCAUAGGAAUAUAUAUAUAUAUAUUUCAGAGUAAGCCGUUGCCAGUCGCUCAAAGUAAUAUUGGGGUGUACGAGUAUUUGCAGGCGUUACUAAGUGCAACACAAGUGGGCUCGUGAGGACAGGAAACGCGGCCGCUUCGGAAUCGAUGAGUUUAUCGUCUGGAAGCUAAGCUAACUGUUAGCAUUCAGGUCCACGGCGCAUUGUGUUUGUGCCGUAGCAGCAGACACUCAUAAUGUGACGAGCGUGUCAAAUUCAAAUUGGAUCAUCUGUCCUUCGUUGCCUCUAACGUGCUGCUCGUUCCGCGCAGGGGUCAUGGGAGUCAAAGGUCUGCAGUACUUCAUGGACUGCUGCUGUCCAGAAGUGUGUGUGACUGUGAACCUGAGGGACAUGGCCGAACAACAUGUCGCCAGAAGCCCAGACACAGCUCCCUGCUCCGACAGCACAGAUCCCACACUCGUUGUGGAUGGCAUGGCCUGCCUGCGCCACUGGUACUCGUGUAAGAACUGGGUGUGUGGGGGGCAGUGGAGGGAAUACAUGGAUGUGCUGCAGAGCUGGGUGGAGGCAUUUAACUCCGCGGGCAUCAGACUGGUCUUCUUCUUCGAUGGGGUGGUGGAAGAGCAGAAGAGAAAAGAGUGGGUGAAGAGGAGACGCAGAGUGAACGGGGAAAUUUCUAAAAUAUUUCGUUACAUCAAGGCACAUGAAGAGCAGCCUGGUAGAGAGCUCUUCUGUCUGCCCUCUGGUCUGGCAACAUUUACAUGCUUUGCUCUCAGGUCCUUUGGUCAGGAAGUGUUUUGCUCAGUGCAGGAGGCUGACUAUGAAGUUGCCAGCUAUGCGCGUCAGCAUGGCAGCAUGGGCAUUCUGGGACAGGACUCAGACUUCAUCAUAUACGACAGUGUCCCCUACUUGUCAGUGGCAAAAUUACGAAUAAACAGCCUCACCACCGUCCUGUACGACCGACAGAGGUUCUGCCGAGCCGUCGGACUAGCUGUUACCCAGCUACCUCUGCUGGCUUGUCUCCUAGGUAACGAUGUGGUGUCAGAGGGGCAGAUGCAACACAUCAGGAACAGUGCCGUAGCAACAUACAGGAAAAAAAGUCCUGUACCUCACCAUGGGGCUCCUCAGGGACAGAUGGUCUUAGCUGUAUCCCAGUUUGUGAGCUCUUUGUGGGGGAGAGAGGAGGAAGAGCCUGGGCACAUCCUUCAGUCUAUGACUCUAUCAGCAUUUCAUCAAGAGCUUCUGGAAAGGGGGAUCUGCGCUUACUUGCUACCUGGACAGGAAGGACUUCACCGAAAUGAAGUCUCUGCACGUCCCCCUGCCUCUGCCUUUGAGAAAUAUGUAAGCCCAGAAAUAUUGAAGGCAUGCAGAGAGAAGCAUGUAGCAGCAGAGGGUUUUAUGGUGUACGGUGUUGUGUGUGAGGGAGUCAUCGAAUGUAGCAACACUCUGGAGGAUGAAGAGGACACUGAACUGCUGCCUCAGGCGCUCGUCUACAAACCCUGCAGACAGCACAUCUAUGGACUGCUGCUCGGCCAUGAUGGCAGCGCUGUUGACCCUCCUGCGAUCAGGGAAUGGUUUGUCUACCCUGGAAACCCUCUGAAGGAACCUGACGUGGUCCACCCUGUCAGCCUCCCAUGUGGUCGCCCCAGUCUGGACUCGUUGUGGUUCGGCACUGGUUCUAAUGUUUCUGCCCUUCGCCUGACAUCCUUCCUUACAAUAUUUGACUGCCAGGAGUUCUCUGAGUUGUACGGCACCGUUGACGCCUCUCUCCUGGCUGCUCUCUGCCUGGUCACUUACAUAGUCCUGCAGGUGCAGACUGUGUCUCAAGAGGACGUGGAUGCUUACCUGAGUCAAGUUGUCUGUCUGAGCGUGAAAUCCCCUCAGGACAUUCGGCAGAUCAAGCUGCCUUUCCUCUCCAGUCGUGCGGUGCAGCUUGGAUCUCUCUAUGUCCGAGGACUGAGCCACCUGCUCGGUGCUAACUGUGCCAGUGGCUGCCCGCUGCCCAACGCCGCCCUGAUGCCUUGGCACAGCUUUGACGGGGUGCUGUUCCACUCAAAGUACCUGCUGGCACAUAGUGGCACAGAUAAAACUGUGCUGCUGGACAGUGAUUCGUCCUGUCUGUCCCUGUUUCUCCAUCUAAGAGAGAAACUCUUAGAAACCUGCAGGAAGAGAGGCAGAGUCCUGCAGUCCAGACCAAGACACAGUGCAACAGGGCAAAGUCAUAAAACCACUACAGGACCCAGAGGCAGAGAGAGACCCACAGGUUGGCCUUCAGGUGGUGGUGAGCGGUGGAAGUCAAGAGGAGAGAUGACAGGCGCUCCUCGACAUGGAGGUGGAUGGAGGGAGAGAGCGGAGGAAAGCAGAGAGCAAAGUGACCACGACAACAGAGAGAGACUGUGGGAGAGAGGAGGACACAGAGGAGGAGAGAUGAGAGGAAGCCAACAUUUCCAUCAUUUUUAUCCUGAAUGUCACGGUGAAGGUCCCCAGAGCACGAGCCAUCGGCCAAAACAGUCCAGAGGUCGAUCGUAUCGCAGCAGAGGAAGAUACCGACUGGCUCCCAGAUGGUCUGAGCCUCCUGCACCGGGAACAUAACUGGAGCCUGAACAGAGAGGAGAGGAGCAGAGGAUUAGCAGAGGGCUUGAGGAUUUAAGAGGAUGGCAAAGUCGUGAUGAAAGCAGAGAAGGAAUCAGAUUUCUCAGAACAAACUGAUUAGGGAAUUACCCGUCAGGAAUGUUUGUCUAAAGGAUGCUGUAGGUAGAAAAGUGGGGGUUAAGAGGUGUCAGGAUGAGGAGAUCAGGAAUACUUUAUUUCAGUUUAAACUGAAGUGAUUUUUUGUGUAUCUUUGAAACAAUCCUUUUGGCAUAAUUUUAAAGUUAACCAUCAUCCUGUCCUUUAUUUCAUGUAAAUGUACGUCUUACUUGGACAAAAAAUGAACAGCACAAAGGAGAGGUCAGCAAACAAACAUUUAACCUUGCACUGAGAAGUGGAUUAAUAGAUUAUCCUCAAGCCAGUUUUUACCUCUUAUCUUUGACUAUUAAAGGGAAAGAUCUUAAAAGCUUUGUGUGUCCAGUGCCAUGAUCCUUUGAAAAGUAACAGUUUUAGCUAGAAAAACAGGAAUGCUUGUAUCAAAUAUCAGCUGAAACAGGACAGUGGCACUAAAUAUUUAGACUCUUCUGUCAUCUGAUACCAGGAGCCUUUUGUGACAAGUCAAAAACAAUUUCAGGCAACUAGAGCGUCUGGUUUUUGUCUUACACAGAAGAAUGUUGGUAAAUAUGAAAAAAUAUGUAAGGGAUACUAAUGGAGAAAGAGGUGCAAUGUUUUAAACCUGAAAACUUUGUACUGUGAAUGUCUUGAUACUAAGCACUGCACUAUACCAACCAAAGAA